Messenger RNA from Ziziphus jujuba (common jujube), 1287 nucleotides. Its product is annotated as peptidyl-prolyl cis-trans isomerase CYP21-4. The transcript has 8 exons. Lineage: Eukaryota; Viridiplantae; Streptophyta; Magnoliopsida; Rosales; Rhamnaceae. Bases 252 to 959 code for a protein of 235 amino acids. The record is from RefSeq and is a predicted model, not a curated record. Gene Ontology annotation, biological process: protein peptidyl-prolyl isomerization. Gene Ontology annotation, molecular function: peptidyl-prolyl cis-trans isomerase activity.
UUUUGAAACGACGAGUCCAACUCAACCGUCCAAGACCGGAGGAGAAGAGAAAGAAAAAAUGAACACACCCAAAGCCUGAGCAAGCUUUCCCUUCCAAAUCCAUUUGAUUUGCCAACCAACCUCUCGGAGCUCCGAUCCGACCAUUCACUUCGCCGAUUGACCCACUGAAUCCGCUCCUUCAUUUCACGCCCUAAGGCUGGUUUUAGCCUAAGGAUACGUGUGUAGAUUGUUGUUGUUCAAGUUUACUGUUCAUGGCGAGGAUAAAGCCUCAAGCUUUGUUAAUUCAGAGCAAAAAGAAGAAGGGGCCGACUCGAGUCAGCGUUACUACCAUAGUUUUAUGCAAUUUAGUUGUGGUUUUAAUUGUAUUGUCUUUAUUUGCGACUUAUCGCCACUGGUCUAGAAGGUCAGUGGAACAUAUUGGUGGCAGUGGUUUACCAAAUCACGUGAGCACUGAUGGCUUGGAUGAUUCAAAGAAGUACGAUCUGCCUGGUUUUGCUAUUCUAAAUACGUCGAAAGGUUAUAUCACAGUGGAACUUUUCAAGGAUGGAUCUCCUGAGAUUGUGGACAGAUUCCUUGACUUGUGUCAAAAAGGACACUUCAAGGGCAUGACCUUCAGUCAUGUGAUAAAACACUAUGUCAUUCAUGGUGGAGAUUCCCAAGGGCUUGGAGCAGCCGAAGAGUGGAUUUCGAAAGGGAAGCUUCGUGGUCAGCUUAAUACAAGUCCGAAGCAUGAAGCUUUUAUGCUUGGAACUUCAAAGAUUAAACAAGAUGGCAAAGGAUUUGAACUUUUCAUCACAACUGCACCAAUACCAGAUUUAAAUGAUAAGCUCAUCGUGUUCGGGAGGGUCAUAAAGGGAGAGGAUGUGGUGCAGGAAAUUGAAGAGGUCGAUACAGAUGAACAUUAUCGCCCCAAAGCUCGUGUAGGGAUCAAUAAUGUGACCCUGAAACGUGAUAUUUAAAGGAAAUUUUAAAUCGCUAGUGUAAAGUCUUUUCUACAUGAAAUGAUGCCACAGUUACAUGGGCUGUGUUGUCACAGUGUGCCCUGUUUUGCUCUCCAUUGCGAUUUGUCUUUCUUUUUCUUUCUUUUGUAAUCUUUUAAUCUCUCUUUUUGACCUAUGAUUUUUUUUUUUUUUUUUUUUUUUUUGGGUUGUUGGUUUGUGCUUUCCAAGGGGUGGAAUUGAGGGAGAAUUAAGAUUAGGAUUGAUAACUGUUUAGAUAAAUUUAAUUGCCGAACCAGAGGUAGACAGAUUACAUUGAGCUAAUUUUGAAUACGCAUUUUCUGUGGUU